UUUGUGAGUGAUUUCAGAUUUGAUGUUUUUGGUUUUGUGACUUGUGUCUUGUGUUGAACUUGAAUGUUAAUUUUUUUGGAUUUAAAUUUGUUAACAAAGUUAAUGGCCUAGCAAAUAUAUUGCUAUACAGGACGGUCUAAUGGAAUUUAUAGAGCUUAUACUUAUUAAUAGACUAGACGGAGUCAUAUUAAAAUAUCCUCACCAUGACAACGUAGACGGGACAGUCUGCAUAACUGGACAUCACCUUAUUUUAAGCUCUAGAAAAGAAGGCGUUUGUGAGUUAUGGCUUCUACACAAAAAUAUAGAUAAUAUAGAGAAAAAAGAGACAAAAGUAAGUGGCGGCAUUUUGCGAGGCGGAUCUCUCUUUCUUAAAUGCAAAGACCUCAGAAUAUUCCAACUGGACAUUAGCAGCACAUCAGAACUGAACCUCCUGGCGCAAACCCUGGAGAACCUGUCUACGAUACAAGACCCAAGUCUCUUUUAUCCAUUUUUUUAUAGACACAUGCAUCCUAUUAUGGAAAAUGGAUAUACUUUGUACAGUGUCGAAGGUGAAUUCACCAAAGUGUUAGCCACAGAGGAAUGGAGGAUAUCCCGCGUAAACCAAUAUUACACAGUGUGUGCUUCGUACCCCAAGGGUGUGAUGGUGCCCAAAGUGAUUGAUGAUGAAACAUUGGCAGCUGCAGCUACGUUCAGGCAGGGUGGGAGGUUCCCUGUGCUAUCUUAUAGACAUAAUAAUGGUGCAGUGUUACUGAGGGCAGGUCAGCCACUGUACGGGCCCAAACACCGGCGGUGUCGGCCGGACGAGGCGAUAUUGAACACAGUAGUCAGCGCCGGCAUGAAAGGCGUCAUAUACGACCUGAGAAGCUCUAACGCCAUAUUACAGCAGCAGAACAAAGGUGGAGGGAGCGAAAGUCCAGCAAACUACUCACAAUGGAAAAUAUACAAUAGAUCUAUGGAUGAAGUGGAUAAUCAACAACAGUUGCUGGAGAGUUUCUCUAAGCUUAUUGAAGCGUGCGUGGAUCGUGAGAUAUCCAGUGACAAAUGGCUGUCUAAACUGGAGUCCAGCGGAUGGCCGGAGUCAGUCAGGAACUCGCUCCACACUGCGUGUAUUGUCGCUCAACAUAUACACCAGAAAGCUGAGCCGGUGUUAUUACAUGGAACCCGCGGAGAAGACGCCACGCUACUGGUGUGCUCGUUAGUUCAAAUUAUUCUCAAUCCAGACUGUCGGACUAUACGAGGGUUACAAGCUCUAAUAGAAAGGGAAUGGCUUCAGGCGGGUCACCCGUUCGGUUCUAGACUCAGGUCGGGACCCUACUCGGCGUCCCCGGCAAGAUCAGCGCCAACUUUCCCGCUUUUCCUGGACUGUGUGCGGCAGUUUCUAGAACAGUUUCCGUGCAGUUUUGAAUACAGACAGUGUUUUCUUGUUGUUUUGUUUGAACAUGCUUACUCUAGUCAAUUUGGCACAUUCCUCUGUGAUAGCGACCAAGAAAGGGAAACGCGCGGCGUCUAUGACCAAACUACGAGUAUAUGGUCGUGGAUCAACCAGCCCGAUGAGUUGACGGCCUACAUCAACCCGAUGUAUGACCCCACGCCUAACGUUAUAUGGCCCUCUGUUGCACCAAUGAGCUAUGUUAUUUGGGAAGAGCUCUAUCUACGCUGGCUGGCUGACCAACACACUGAAGAACGCGAAGAGCAGUACAAAGUGAUACGUACGCGCGAACAGCACUUGCGCGCGCAAGCAUUGCAACUACGCAGAGAGUUGCUCGAACUAGCCAACCAGUACUACGCACCGAAUACCAAAUGAAAUUGAUAUGUUUAUAGCUUGGCAACUUCGUUCGUAACACGCCCGAUGUUCCGCGAGGGUCCGGUGGUGCAGUGAUGAAUGAAAAACCCACGACUGAUGCACGUCACUUCCCCGCACGCUUUCACACCCGCGCAGUCUUUCCCCCUGUCGCCCGCAUAUCAUGGGAGUGUUAUCAACGAACUUGUCAGAUUAUAGAGUAUAAACAAAACCACAAAACUGAAUCCUCGUCUGUGUAAAUUAUGCACUAAAUACCAAAAUAUGUGUAUGGUUAUUUUAUUGUAAGGUUUACAGGAUACUAGUUAGGCAAACCACAAACCGAGUCCUCAUCUGCGUAGUAUAAAGGCAGAAUAUGAUGAGAGAGGAAACAAAGGUAAAAAGAUUACAGGCUUAUUACAGAGAUGCUCCAUUAGUGCGUUACGUUACGUUGCAUCGCCGCGCCACUACGUCGUUUUCUAUAUAUUUUAAAUGACAUGCCACAUUAAACGGUUGCGUUAUAGGCGACGUUUCAACGGACGUCGGCUGUUUUGUAUUUUUUUUUUUUUUUUUUUUCUCUUUAUUUGGUCUACCAACAGACAUACAAAUAAUACAAUUAUUAAACAUAAAUGCAAGGAGCAGAAAGAUAAAAUGCAAAUCUAUUUAUAGGUAAACACCGCAUGCAACUGUCUAAAACUAAAAUUUAAAAUUUAUUUACAAUAUUAAAUCAUGACUGGUGCGGAAAUACACAAUUUACUAAUUUAAUACAAUUUAAUUUCUAUACCUAAAACAACUAUACUAAACUAUUAGGAUACUUAAUCUAAAAUACAGAAUGGUUAAAAAAACAAUAUAUAUAUAAAUUAUUUGAACUAUACAACAGAAAUCAGAUUACUUAUUACUUAAUUCUAAAUUUACCGAUUUACGGAAUUUGGCUAAAGAGCCAAUAUAAAUAUCAGUGACACUCAGCUGAUUAUAUAAUUUGCACAACCUUGGGAUUGGUGAGUUAGCCCCAAUAACUGUAGAUCGAUGUGUGCAUUGUAUGCAUUGUUGAGACUGAUUGGAUGCAUGUGAUGUCCUCUUGCACUUUUAUGUGUAUUAGUGAAUGCACUAAAGAGUAUGUGAGAGUUGAGAGAGUGAGUGAAUGAAUCCGCAUCAUGCAUGCAUGAUGCAGAUUCAUUCACUCGAUUAUGUGGUAUGUCUAAAGGCGUCAGGCGCUUUGUCUAUUUAGUAUUUAUCACAUUGCUAUGCAGCGAAUGGAAGCCAAUGUCUUUUAUUUGAAGACUAUUUGCUUAUAAUAACAUUUUUAUAGUAUGUUUAAAGACAACUUGUAAGAAAACUUACUACAUUCUAACAAGUGUCAGAUAGUAUAACAUCCGAACAGUCUAAGGCCAAACAAUUAUUAACCAAUAUUAAUUAUAGUUAAUGAUAGUUUGGCCAAGAAGUUUUUAUGCAAUCCACUAGCAACUUAUAUUUUAGCAUUCAAAUUUAUAUAUAAAACAUUUUUCAUCCAAUAAACAGAUGGGCGAAGGUCUUAAUUUCUUACUUUUUGUCAAAUGACAACUCAGACUAAUUACAUAAGAACCUGCUGCGCUAGACGUUACUUUUCUGUCAAAGUAGAAGUUCUGUAUGAUCAAUGAUCUAAUACGAAUAUACGAAGUGUCUAUAGAAUCGAAGUUUCAUAAUCGAAUUGUAAUCGCUUCCUCGGUUAAAGAGCUCCGUAAAAAUACCUUUGUGUAGUUGAAUGAUGUAAAAGACGUUCAACAACUUCUAGUUUGGUAUAUGUACCUAAUUGCUCGUUUUCCUUAAAAAAUUAUAGACAAUUUUGUUCGUGAAUCUGAGUGCGAUACUUACCUUACCUAUACCUUAUGUAAUGAGUCUGAGAAUGAUAAAGACUAUGUUUGUGAAUAAUAUGACAUAGUAUGAUUAUAUGUGUUUGAUACAAUUGGCAAAAUUUAAAAUAUUAUUCAAGGGUAUUAAAUUAUCUAUUUCAUUUCGAAUUGUAAAUUUUACUUUAAUUGAUUUUUUUUCUACUAUGUGGAAUAACAUCAUAAGGAGAAGAUUCCCUUUUAUUUUGAAUAUUUUUAAUUAAGAACAAGUGUAGGUUUGUUAAAAAUAUUUAUUUUAAUUUUUUACAAAGUUUACUGUAUAAAAUUAAAUCAUGGUACUAAAUUUAAUACAAUAUUAUUUUUUUAAAAAGAUUUAACUAAACUGCCAUGUAAUACAAUUUAUAUUACAUAUAAUUAUAUGUACAAUGAAAAAAGUGUUGUUUCUUCUAUCUUAUGACUUAUCUACACCAUCAACUAUGAUAAGCUAAUAAAAACUAAGAGACUAUAGACUAGACUACAAUGUCUGUCUAUAACUCCUAUGUCUAUAUAUAUACGAAUAUGUCGUAUGAACGAUUGUGUGGACAGCUGAAUACUGCUGACGAUUGGGAUCCAAUCUGUGGUCGCUCUUCAUGUCCGACAGUGUAGAGGAGACAUUAUAUUAUAAACAUUCGCAAAUGUUAAAUCUACCAUUUCCUAGUUUUGUAUAAACAUAUUUUAUCUACACAUACUAUAAUAUUAUGAGAGUAAAAAAUAUUAUUAGUAUCUGUAUAUAAACGAACACAAAAAACCGUUAUAUUUUUUAAUUUUUGUUUGUCUAUGUUCACAUUAAUCUCUGAAUCUACGGAACGCAUUUAGAAUGGAUGUAAAGGAGAUGGCCCAUUUCAGGUUCACUCUUGUACCCCGUAUCAUUAAAAGUUAAAAAAUAAAGGGCAUUUGUUAACAUCUAAAUAAUUAAAUAAAUGUAACUAAAUAAAAAGAAAUAAAUAAAAUUAAAACCCAAAUUUUUAAGUUAUAUCAAGAUCGCGCACAUAAGGCAACUAUAACAUGACAUUUGACAGCAAACGUCAAAACGACUAUUGCGUUGAAAACGUCAUUUCAUUAGUCUGAAAUUAUUACCCAUAUUAGCGUUGUAUUUCUUGGGAUGGGAGAGAAUGAAUUUAUUAUUUUAUUUCGGAAGAAUUAAAGUAAAUUCGUAGAUUUGUAUGAUCGAAAAUUGUUAAAAAAACAUUUUCUAUUAUUUACGCCAGGGUACAAUGACUAAUCCUGGGCUUCAUACAAUUUUGGACCAUCUCCUUUUGCUAAAUCUAGAGCUAUUAAGUCGGAUCUGUAAAAAAUCAUCUAAAAAAACCAAAUUCCACGAACUGAUUGGCAAACUGAUUAAUACUAAGUAUGAAUGUUUAUACAUGACUAAUAUAAUGAUGGAUAAAUGAAUGCACUUCAGCGCAAUGUAAGAAUGUGCCAG
Molecule: messenger RNA, 5065 nt
Organism: Bicyclus anynana (squinting bush brown)
Lineage: Eukaryota; Metazoa; Arthropoda; Insecta; Lepidoptera; Nymphalidae
Product: myotubularin-related protein 9
Exons: 10
Coding region: 140-1804 (554 amino acids)
Biological process (GO): negative regulation of autophagy
Source: RefSeq, a predicted model, not a curated record